Molecule: messenger RNA, 4939 nt
Organism: Mobula hypostoma (lesser devil ray)
Lineage: Eukaryota; Metazoa; Chordata; Chondrichthyes; Myliobatiformes; Myliobatidae
Gene: rnf17
Product: ring finger protein 17
Exons: 34
Coding region: 1-4521 (1506 amino acids)
Source: RefSeq, a predicted model, not a curated record
AUGGCGGAGGGUGCCGGAGGGGUUGCGAGGGCUGCUCGCUCAUUGCGUCAGAGACGGUUGCAGCUGCUUGAAACAAAGUUACAGCAGAAAUGCAAGAAUACAACAGAGGAGUUAGGUGCUAUCUUCUUUGAAUGGGAAAGCAGUGUAAUUAAUGAUAGACUUUGUAAAGUGUGUGAACGAGGCCAGUUGAAUAACUUAGUUCAGAGAGUGGCAGGCAUUGGCAUUUCAAUUGACAAAGAACAUAAAGGAAUUAGAAGUGAAAUUCAUGAAGGGUUUGAACAAAUAGAGCAAUUUGCUGGGAACAGGAAAGAUGAAUUGUUAAAAGAGCUAGAAUUCAUAGUUCAAGAAUAUCUUGUUGCAAUUGGUAAAAUACAAAAAAUACUUGAAGAGAAGAUCUGUGCUUUAGAUUCUGCCAUGCAAAACGAAGUGAAGACCAAACAUGAAUUUCUCUCAUGUAGACUGCAAAACAAAAAGGGAAUUGAAAAUUUGAAAAGCUUGGACCAAGCAAAAAAUAUGGUUGAAAUGCUAGAAUCUAGAAUUGGUCUCAGGUUUCAAUUCCAGCCUGCACCUUUAAUAAUGUCUCUUGAAAACUUAGGAAAAGUUGAAACGGGAACAGAAAAGUCUCCUGCUUCACAGACAGAAAAUGGUGUUAUUGAAAAAAUUGUAAGACAACCCUGUCAACUUGGAGAAGGACAAGAUCUUGCAAGUUACAAAAAUGAAGCGUCUGAAAUAAAGAUGGAUUCUGUAAUGGACUGCAAUGUGAAUGAACGAGUCAUAGUUGUUUCUCAGAUGGUAAAUGGUGAUUCUGUGAUGGGCUGUAAUGUGAAUGAAUUAGGCAUGUUUUUGCCUCAGCUGGAAAAUGGCUCAAUAUUCGAGGAAAAAUCUUUAUUACACAAUCAAAGCCAAUUAUGCCUUACAAGAGGUACAGACGUUGAAGAAAAAUUUGAAGAUUACACGCCAAGUUUUCAGGGAUUGGUUUCAGUCAGUCAUGUGGUAAAUCCAUGUCACUUCUAUGUGCAAAAAUCUUCAGAGAAAAAGAUGGCUGCUCUUUUGGCUGCAGAAGCUGACAACCUCUACAGUCGUAUGGAUAUGAAAAUAUGCCCCACAGCUGUUCUGGAACUCGGUGAAAGAAUUAUUGUUAAAAGUGAUAUUUUUCAUGCAUGGCGCAGAGGAACUAUCACAAAACUAGUUCCAUCAGGAGAGAAAAAAAAAUUUGAUAAUUCUACAAAUUACAAAAUAACUGACCUUGUAAUGAUCCAAGUGUUUUUAUUGGACUUUGGACACACGGAAAUCCUUUUACUUCUGGGGGCUGACAGUCCUGUGAAGAAGUUGGAGGAUGGUGAGCAUGUUUGCAUAUACGUCAGUGACUUCAGCAUGCACGUACAAAAAUUAAACCCUCAGCUGAAAGGACCAUUAAGUAAUAUACCUCCAUUAGCAAUCAAAUGCUCAUUGAAAGAUAUUGUGCCUGCAAAUCUUAGUAACAUUUGGAAUGUGGAAGUUAAGAAUCAGUUUACUCGAAUUGUGUAUAAUAAGACUGUACAGAUGAUUGUUUUGGGAGAGGAUGGAGACAGACUACUCGUGGAUUUGAAAAAGCCUCCUCUGGAUAAUAUGGAGAAUGAUUUUCCUGUAUCGUUGAGGGAUGCUCUGGUAUUCUUAAAACUGGCCUGGUUUGUUAGUGAAUGUUCUGUUACAUCAACAUUGGAAACCAACCAGUUAUCAAUGCAGUAUUGUCCACCAGUUAUACCACACUUCUUAAAAGAGAUUCCGAUAAUGGUAACUCAUGUCAAUAGUCCACUGGAUUUCUACAUUCAGUUGGUGGAUAAUGAGGAUCUUCUCACUCUUACAAAAAACAUGGUUGAAUUCUACAAUAGAAAAGAUGUUAAUUUGGAGAUAUUGUGCCCAGUAGUAGGAGAAGCAUAUGCAGCUCUAUUUGAUGAUGGAGGCUGGUACAGAUGUCAGAUUAGUGGAUUGCCUGGACCUAGAGAAGUUGAUGUCAUAUAUGUAGAUUAUGGCAACACUGUGAGAAUACCAGUGACAAAAAUACGAAAAUUAAAACAGAACUUCCUGACUUUACCGAUACAGGCUUUGCACUGUAGGCUGUCUAAUGUUGAACCUGUCAAUACCACAGAAGGUUGGAAUGAUAGUGCGAAAGAAAGAUUUAAACAUCUGACACUGAACAAGUGCAUGUGGUGUAUAAUUUAUGAGUCUAUAGGAAACACGUUAUCAGUUUACUUAUUUGAUUCAACAAUGCAAGCCGAUGAAAUCAAAUGCUGUAUAAACAAUAUCUUGGUUGAAGAAAACCUGGCAAGCUUUGUAAAAAACUGUUCCACAGAUACUGUUGAAGCGCAUAGUAACAGCAAUCUGAAUUUCAAACAAAUACAUGAACGUAAAGAACUAGAUGUUUGCCAGGAUGUCAUGAAAUCUCAGCUGUUUGAAGGGACAGAUUUGCUGGUGAAAGGACCAAGUAACAGUAUUCCUGAUUUGGGUCAGCGUGUUGAUGUGAAGGUCACGUUUGUGGCAUCUCCCAGCAGCAUAUUUGUUCAAACAGUACGGUCUCAGCAUCUACUGAAAGAUUUGCAGAAGGAAAUGAAAGAUGUGUAUUCAUCAUCUGAACCUGAUACAGUUGAGUGGGAGGAAAAUAGGGACUGUGUGCUCUUGAUUUCUGAAACCAAAGAGUGGCGAAGGGCAAAAGUCACCAGGGUGAUUUCAGACAAGAUGGUGGAGGUGUUCUGCUAUGACUUUGGGAAUAAAGAAAUGGUAAACAGAUGCGAGUUAAAGCAGCUAAAAGAAGAAUUUCAGUUUGAACCUCUGGCACUUGAAUGUUGUUUAUCAUCCAUAAGACCAGCUGGAGGGAGCUUAAAGUGGGCAGCGACAUCAUGUGAUUUCUUGGAAGAUACUUUGAUUGGAAGUUCAGUUCUUAUCAAAAUCGAGGAAUCUUCUUCCAAGUCGCCUCUACCGGUGAAGCUGUAUAGAAAGGAUGAAAUUGGACAGUUCAUCAAUGUAGCACAGUACUUGAUCAAGAAAGGCCUGGCCUUGCCUCAGAAAAUAGAGAUACAGAAUGGGCUGAAGCAAAACGACAAGCAUGAAGCAAUGGACCCAGCACCUGAGUAUUUGGCACUCAAUCGUGAAUAUUGCCAAUCCAAAAAAGUGUACAAAUCACCUAUUAUACCCAAUGUGAAUGUUUUCAAUGUUGAAGUAACUGGUAUUGGUGAUGAUGGAACCAUCUAUGGGAUGCCAGUAUCACUCAAAGAUCAAUUCACCAUGUUGACUAGUGCUAUGCAGACUAGUUUUAAAGCUUUACCAUUUCUGAAGCCAUAUUGCUACAGCAAAGGUGAAGGCUGUAUUGUUAAGGGCUGUGAUACACUCUGGUAUAGAGGAAGGAUUUUGAAAGUGCUCGGGGGAUCUGUCAAGGUGCACUAUGUUGACCGUGGAUAUUCUGAAACAAUCCCACAGUGCCAUGUUUAUCCUGUGCUUAUGUACCAUGAUAUUCCAGAGCUUUGCCUACCGUUUCAGCUUUAUGGAGUGACACCGGUAGGAAACAACUGGCAGGACGAUGCUAUUGAUACUUUGGUAGAAUUACUUGUACAAAGAAUACUAGAGGUGGAAAUCAUGGAAUCUUCAAGAAAUAGCACACCAGUGCUAUCAGUUGAUCUUCGCUUGGACGGAAUGUCUGUUUCCUCCUUCAUGAUUCAUUAUAACCAUGCUGUUCAAACUAAAAAAGCUGCUUUAACAUUAAAGAAAGAUUCAUCUGGUUUAAAUAAUGAAAAUAUUUCUGAAGAGAACUGGGAUUUGACAUUUAAAGGUUUACUCUCCUCACAGUUUGAAACAAAUAUGUUACCUGAAUAUGAUUAUCCACAAUUGCCAUUGCCUGGAAAGAUUUUCCCAGUAACUGUAAAGCACAUAGAAACUCCCAUUCAGGUGUAUAUCUCUCUUGAUGCAAGGAAGGACGUUGGAUCAUAUAGUGAUACUGAUGAUAGUGGCAUAAACUCUGAAUCCAAAGAUGAACUUGAGCAAUCUCUGAGAGAGCUUAAUCCAAAUGCAGAAGCACUUCCUUUACUCACAGAUUUCAGAUCAGAAAUGCCUUGCCUUGCUGAAUAUAGCGAUGGACGAUGGUACAGAGCAAAAGUACUAUCCGUAGAUAAACUUCAUCCAUUGAUGAUUCUUGUACAGCAUGUUGACUUUGGCUCCACUGCUUUGCUUCCACAUACUAGGCUUCGCCAGAUCCCUGCACACUUGGUGAAGCAUCCUGCGCAGGCCGUCAAAGUAAAGUUGGCAGGAUUUAAACCGCCAGCUAUAAUGAAUGAUGAGGACCGACUUCCUUAUAGCCCAGAGUGGUCCAUGCAAGCUGUAUGGAUAAUGGUUGACAUAGUAAAGAGGAAUCAACUUACAGCAUUCUUGGUGAGUUUACAUCCAGAAGUCUCAGUAUUCUUGUAUGAAGAAGGAUCUUUGAUUCAUCUUUCUCUUCUGGAAAGGGGUUUGGCAGACUUAGAUAUGUACCAACACGAUACUGAACAGAUUUGAAACUACUGUCAACAACCUGCAGUUUGACUGUUCUAUUUUUUUGAUAACUUUGUUAAUUGUAAACUCUUUUUGGUUGAAGCUAAAUUGAUAUCAAACUUCUGAAAUGUUGCUGAGUAUGUCUAUAUGUUCCUUUAAGUGUUGAAACUUAUCUAAAUCUGCAAAUUAUUCAUGGUAGAUUGACUAAAUUUGCCUUUUGUUUAUGAUUGGCAAGUGUUACAUUGAUAACAUUUUGCUUAGAAUACUACUACAAAAUUAUCAAAAUAUUGCUGAAAGCUUUCAGUUGUAAAUUUUUGUGUUUCUAUCAGUUUUGACGGAAGUGUAUCUUUCCAAUAAAAUUUUGUUUCCUGAAGGAUUAUAACAGUAUUUUAUCUUUCAUGCUGAAUUUGUUUCUAAAUCAGACCUUUGGGUAUGUCCCAAA